AUGUGGCUGCCGGAGCUGUGCCUAGCGCUCCUCUGCGCGGCCGCGGGGACCGGCUCCCCGGGGGCGGCCCGGGACCAGCCGCUGGGAGCAGCCGCCCCCCGGGCGGGCGGUGCGGACCCGCGGCAGACUUGGAUGCUGCUGGCCGGGAGCCCGAGGCGGGGGAGCGGCGGCCCGGCCCGGGGCAGGACGGGCAGGGUCCGGGACGGGCCGGGGGCUGGUGCGGCGCAGGCUGCGGUGCGAGGCGGUGUGCCGGGCCCUGCCGCUGCUCCCCCCGCGGCCACCACCGCGCUGGAAGAGCUGCUGAGGGAGCUGCAGCUCCUGCUGAAAGGCACGGUGAAGGAGCAGGCAAAGACAUGCAGGAAAGCCUGGGAAGGGUGCGAGGAAGAGGAGGAACGUGGUGAAGAUAACCCACAGGCCAGGUCCUAUCGUCACGUGGAAGCAGCCUUCCACUGCCGGACACGUGAAAACAUCUCCGUUCAGCAGCGAGCACGGCAGGAGCUGCAGCUUUACUACAUCCCGGAAAGGGAGAGGAUGUUCCAACGCGGCUCUGGGCUGAACCUGACCAGUGGGCAGUACACAGCCCCCGUCACAGGGUACUACACCUUCACCACCACGCUGCAUAUUGUGCACAGAGAGCAGCGGAGGAAGGGGCAGCCGCGCAGGGGGAGUCGUCUGCGGGUGCUGAUCUGCGUGCAGUCCUGCUGCCAGCACAACAGCAAUCUGGAGACCGUGUCCCGGUUGGAGAGCAGCGGUGACUUUUUCACCGUCUCUGUCACUGGAGUCCUUUACCUGCAGGCUGGACAGUACGCCUCUGUUUUCGUGGACAACACCGCAGACUCUCCCCUCACUGUUCAAAGCGGCUCUGAUUUCAGCGCUGUUUUGUUGGGGGUGUGAGAAGGCAAUGGACACCACGCAGGGAGCUGAACCUGGGCCAGGAGCAGCUGGACCCUUCCCUCUGCCACCCACUGUCACACCUCCCCUGCUGAGCACCAAGCCCAGGGAA
This is a messenger RNA of Calidris pugnax (ruff), 1003 nucleotides long. RefSeq names its product family with sequence similarity 132 member B (gene ERFE). Gene Ontology annotation, biological process: negative regulation of gluconeogenesis; positive regulation of insulin receptor signaling pathway; positive regulation of D-glucose import across plasma membrane. Lineage: Eukaryota; Metazoa; Chordata; Aves; Charadriiformes; Scolopacidae. Bases 1 to 894 code for a protein of 297 amino acids. Gene Ontology annotation, molecular function: hormone activity. The record is from RefSeq and is a predicted model, not a curated record. The transcript is spliced from 6 exons.